AAUCAGUCACGACUUGGUAAGCGCGCAGGCAGCACGUCGUCGUCAUCGCCAACGGGAGUCGUGUUUUCGGUUCGAUACAGAUAAAACCCACGUCGAUAGCCCUCGACCGUCGCGUAAUAUUCUUAGAAAGCAAACAGCUGAACAACUAUUUGAAGAACUGUGUGGCAAGUGAAGGGUAGUUAGUGAUACACCGGUUAUAUCGGAGUGGCCAGAAAGUGUGGUUCCGGCUGGACAAUAUGAUGGACGUAAGCAGCAUGUACGGCAACCACCCGCACCACCACCAUCCACAUGCCAAUGCCUACGACGGCUACAGCACCACCACCGCGGCGGCAGCCAACGCCAGCAGCUACUUUGCUCCGCAGCAACACCAGCACCACCUGCAGCAGCAGCAGCAGCAACAGCAUCAGCAUCAGCAAUUGCAGCAGCAGCAGCACCAGCAGCACCUCACCUACAAUGGCUACGAGAGCAGCUCCCCAGGCAACUACUAUCCGCAGCAGCAGGCGCAGCUGACACCACCGCCCACGAGCAGCCACCAGGUGGUGCAGCAGCAACAGCAUCAGCAGCAGGCGCAGCAGCAACAGCUCUAUCCGCAUUCGCAUCUCUUCAGCCCCAGUGCGGCGGAGUAUGGCAUCACCACGAGUACGACCACGGGAAAUCCGGGCACGCCGCUCCAUCCCAGUAGCCACUCUCCGUCGGACUCCUACUACGAAAGCGACUCGGUCCACUCAUACUACGCCACCGCCGCCGUGGCCACAGUUGCUCCGCCCAGCAACAGCUCACCUGUCACUGCCGCCAAUGCAAGUGCCACCAGCAACACACAACAACAGCAGCAACAGGCAGCGAUCAUCAGCUCCGAGAACGGGAUGAUGUACACCAAUCUGGACUGCAUGUAUCCCACGGCCCAGGCGCAGGCCCCGGUUCACGGAUAUGCCGGCCAGAUCGAGGAGAAGUACGCCGCCGUGCUGCACGCGAGCUAUGCACCCGGACUGGUGCUGGAGGAUCAGGAUCCAAUGAUGCAGCAGGCCACGCAGUCGCAGAUGUGGCACCACCAGCAACACCUGGCCGGCAGCUAUGCCCUGGAUGCCAUGGACUCGCUGGGAAUGCACGCCCACAUGCACCACGGCCUGCCCCACGGACACCUGGCCAACUUGGCCAGCAAUCCGCACCAGCAACAGCCACAAGUCCAGCAGCAACAACAGCAACAGCAGCCGCACCAGCAACCGCAACACCCGCAGAACCAAUCCCCAGCGGCACACCAGCAGCACCAGCAGAACUCCGUGUCGCCCAACGGUGGAAUGAAUCGCCAGCAACGCGGAGGAGUGAUCUCGCCCGGUAGCUCCACUUCCUCCUCCACCUCCGCCUCGAAUGGAGCACAUCCUGCCAGCACGCAAUCAAAGUCGCCAAAUCAUUCCAGCAGCAUCCCCACCUACAAGUGGAUGCAGCUCAAGAGGAAUGUUCCUAAGCCUCAAGGCCCCAAAACCACCGCCCACCCCCUCGCACCAGUCGGUUAAAUUUGUUAAUUUGUCCAAUGGAAAUUUAUACACACUGAUACAUUUUUGUGGGGCCUCGGAAAAUCCAAAGUAAACCCGAGGCCUAUGAGCCAAGUCCCAGAUAUACGGGCCGAAUUGAAGGCGACGGCCUGAAGUCUGAGGCUCGGCGUCUUGUCUGCACGAAUUUCCACGGCGGCCACGAAGAUUGAUGAUGACAUUAGCAUCAUUGUCGAAAAUAUUUCGUUGAGCCAGCGAAAGGACCAAAAGCAGCAACCUUUUCUUGCCAACCAACCACUUGAGAGGCAAAAUGUUUUGAAAUUUGUUUUGUUGACAUUUUAAUUUGCAAAUACUUGGUGUGUGCGAAUAUAGACAUGGCCGCGUGUGCGAACGAAUGAAGCAUUAAUUGAAUUAAAUCAUCAAAAAGUGGUGGACGGAAGAGGGGACCUGCGGGAAAGGGGCGUGGGGUUCCUGGACGGGAGGGGCCAUGUCAAGUGGAGCCACUCAGAGUGUUGACUGUCAGCCACACGCACACGAAACUGGAGUAUAUAGAAAUACAUAUGUAUUCUGGGCCAGCCCACAGUUAUUUUUUUUUUUUUUGGCAUUUGGCAGCCAUUUUCAUUCGAGCCUUUUUUCUUCCUUCUUUUCUUAGACCCUAUCAAACACCCUUAUUUUGCUCAUUUCAACGGCUCUAUAUAUGUAUGUGCGAUGUAAUCGUGUACGAAUACAAAAAGGGAAACUAUGAACAUCCACACAUUCACAUCUGCACAUGUGUUCGUGCAUUUUCGUUUGGUGAUCCGUCAUCUUGUCAGAAUGUAUUAUUCGAAUUAAGAUUUUACUUUUUUUCGCUGCUGCCAUUGAAUUGAAUUAACACAAGACCGAGAGAGCAGCUGUAGCUCGCACAAAUGAAAAUCCAACCCCCUCCAUUUUCGCCCACCCCCUGGAAUCGGUAAUUUCACUACUUACUCACUUCUAUUUCUGUGCACACCAAGCACACUCUAGUCCAAACUUAAAAAUAAAUCCCCACCAACAAUAUUCGGCCCAAAAAAAGGCUUUUAGUCGGAACUGUGGAGUUGUCACUGCUAUCGGCUGGGGAAUAAGAAAGCCACUUCAGCCAAUUAUCGCCAAAACCGGGAUAGAUAAUCUAGCAAAUAAUUGUCACACAAAAAAAGACUUAAAUGAAACAUAUCACUGGAAGUACUCAUUCUACAACAGGUGAUAGAAAUAUUUCAAAUGUAGUUAACACUGGAAAUAGGUGCAGAAAAAAGUCAUUUAAAACAAAGCCACUUUGCAUUAUAAGGUUUGUUCUCUAUAGAAGCUUCCACGUUAUAAACUAAAAACUUUUUCCACUUUGCAUGCCAUCCAAGUUCUUUCUUAAAAUUUGGUUAUAACCCUCUAGCAUAUAAUCCCAACCAUAUCACAAUCGCCUCGAUACAACAUGCCUAAUUUAAUUUUCUGCCUCAAACGCACUUCAGGUCGCCUGUGUUGGGCAAUUUCUUAUCGGUAAAAAAGUAUGUAGUACAAAUAAUGUCGACAAUUUUGAUUUUCGGGUCUAUCGGAUGGCUACCGGAAUUCAGCGUAAUCUAUAGAAUGGAAAACACAAGUAGAAUAAACAGAAAACAGUAGCCAAAACGUUGCUAUUAAGAUAACACAAAUAUGUGCAUUCGAGUAUCUGUGUAAAUAUUUAAAUCGAGUUUAGUGUUGUCUUGUGUGCGACGGCGACAUAAUUUUCCAAAAGGCAAACACACGAUUGAGAUGUUCGAUAAGCGAGGGAAAACUUCUUCCGGGCGACACGAGAGACAGUUAACAAGAUUAGGAAAAUGUGUUCGGGCGCCAGUUGAGACAUUUUCCAAUUCCAAUUCCCCACGGAGCGUUAAUAUCUGACUCAGGCAAGUCCCAUUGCUUUCGUUUUGGAUGUCUUUCGAAAACCUGGAACCCUUUGUCGAACAAUUUCCAUGUGUAUUAGACAUCGUGACUAAUAAGCCGCGGGACGUCUGCUAUGCCCAUACAAAACUUUCAAUUAAGCUGGAAAACUUUGCCUCACCUCUGUGGGGCUGUGGCGGCGGUUGUACAUUUUUUGGGGAACGAUGAUCUGUAGAUACAUUUAUGAGAAUUCGGUUUUUGUGCAUUUCACGAUUCGUGUUCGAAAUGUAGAUACCACGAUACGACUGCAUCAUCGCAUGACAUGUGGAAAAAGUCACGGGUUGACAGGCGGCCAAUAAAACUGACAGAAUGAAUGGACAUGGCUCGUGGAUUUUCGUAUUUUCGACGGGAUUAUGCCAGUUUAGUCAAGUCAGAGUCCGAUUCCGAGUCCGAGGGUCCUAACUUCGGACCUCGGAAUGCCAAAGAGUGUUGACUGUGCCUAAUUAGCUGGGUCAAUCCUCCCCCGAAAAGGGUUAUUGGCUGAGAUUGCCAACUCAAUUAGUGCUGACUGACCUCCGGUCAGUCUGACCAGCGAGUUGAACAUCUGUCCCGCCCAAGAACACUGCCUCCGUUUAUUGCAAAAUGUUACGGUCUAUAUUGGCUCUUACGCUUCCUUGCGAUGGCGGCCAUAAAUUACCCGCAGGUGAUCAAUCACUUCGUCACCAAAGCCACCGAUCGCCAGAGUUUUUGGUCAGCUUUUCGUGCACUUUUAUUGCCCCAGAUUAGAGCAGAUUCUGAAAACUUUUGCCACAUGACGUUGGCGUUGUUGUUGAUUUUGAUGUUGGUGUUGUGUUUAAUCAACAAUUAAAACAAUUUACUUUUAAUUGAAAUAUAAUUUUCUAUUUGCACUCGAGUUAAAUAUUAUUAUCAAUUGAGCCGCUGCGGCGGCCAGACGCCGUUCCACGCACUCCGUCCGUCCGACGGGCUCGGUCGCAGGCCCACUUAAUCGCCCCAAAACGGACCCCAUGUAAUGCCACCCGGCUCACAGACUGCCAGCGAAUGUGGCCGAGUGGGGAUCUCCGUAAAGUGGCAGUGGCGCCUGCAUAAUAGAAGUGAUAAUAUCAUUAUAUCAUAUCAAAAUGGCCGUUCCACGGCGGAUGACUCACGACCCGGGGAACUGUACUGUGGCGUGGAAUUCAAGGACAGAGAGUAGACUACGGCGAUUGAAAUUAUGUGGGAAAUAGAUAAAAGCUAACCUACGACGGGCAAUUCAAUAUACCAAUCAAAUAGUACAAGGUGAUCUUAUUAUAAGCCAAAAUCCGUAUUGCUUUGAUUCUUUAAGGUUUUUGUUAGAUUGGUUUGAAACCUACAUAAGUCUUUUCAUCAUUUUAUUAUAUACUCAUAUUAUUAGACGUCUUCUUUCACUAAACCUACAUUUAAAAGUCUGUGAUUUUGUUAGGCCAAAUAUUUGGAUUAUUUUCCAUGUGUAACUUUCACUAUAAAUGACUCCCUUAAUUUGGCUAGGACAAUCAAGGUUGAUGUUGGUCUUCCACGGAUUUUCCUCAAUCAACCUUUCACACGAGAACUGUGUGAUGAACGGGAAGAUAUGCGAAAGUCAACAAUCGUUUGACUGCGUUAAACCUGCAAUUGUAAUUACCGCUAGUUGAGAUGUUAUCGAGUUACAGUGACUUCGCGUGGCGCCCCACGCUGCUGCAGUUACCCCCCUUUUGCCAACCGACUCAUCCGCCCCUGCGCUAAAUUCUGCUGCAUCGACUCUGGUGUUUACAUUGAUUGUCAACAGUGUCACCUAAGCGCCAUGGUGCCAGCCAAACGUCCCACCCACCCCCUCAAGAUGGCCUUCAGCAGGGCGGGGCGGGGUGCAUGCCUCGGAGUGUCCCUACUUUCCACCGCUCCACGCGCUCCCCGCCGCACCCACCACUCCGAGCACUGAAGUGGAAGCGAUCCCCGAUAAUGCUCUCUAAAACUAAUAUUACAAAGUAGAUAUCGGUUGGCGCCGGACAAAAGCGACAGUGCCGCCAACUGGCCGCGACAUGUUUGACAACCCGAGCGACACCAGCAUCGAGCGAGGCAGCGGUGCCACUAGCGGAGGCCGUGCCACAGUGAAGCAGGAGUUGCGAAUAGGACAAGUCUUGGUGUUUUGCGCUAACAAAUAAAGUAAUAGCUGCCAAGUUAGCUUCUAUAUCGGCAGGAUUUCUGACAAAAAUAGAAAUAUUUUAUAAAGUGUAUUACAUAUAUAUCUGCUUUUUAUUCCAACUAAGCGCAUAUGCAUAGUAAAAACCAAAUAAGGUUAGUUAAGUUUAGUGGCAAUAAAAAAACAUCAAAGGUUUAAGUUUUUCCUCGAAGGAAGAAAACUUUAGCAUCACUCCCAUUCAUCCAUCUCUCCUAGAACCUAGAACAAGGAAUAGAUUUUCAUGUCCCAAAACAUGGGACG
Messenger RNA from Drosophila sechellia, 5802 nucleotides. RefSeq names its product labial (gene lab). NCBI's taxonomy places the organism in Eukaryota, Metazoa, Arthropoda, Insecta, Diptera, Drosophilidae. Gene Ontology annotation, cellular component: nucleus. Bases 237 to 1511 code for a protein of 424 amino acids. Gene Ontology annotation, biological process: regulation of transcription by RNA polymerase II. The record is from RefSeq and is a predicted model, not a curated record. The transcript is spliced from 2 exons. Gene Ontology annotation, molecular function: DNA-binding transcription factor activity, RNA polymerase II-specific; RNA polymerase II cis-regulatory region sequence-specific DNA binding.